Gadus chalcogrammus (walleye pollock) is the source of this 2304-nucleotide messenger RNA. RefSeq names its product dystrophin (gene dmd). Gene Ontology annotation, molecular function: zinc ion binding. The transcript has 17 exons. Gene Ontology annotation, biological process: synaptic signaling. Bases 375 to 2270 code for a protein of 631 amino acids. Gene Ontology annotation, cellular component: plasma membrane. Lineage: Eukaryota; Metazoa; Chordata; Actinopteri; Gadiformes; Gadidae. The record is from RefSeq and is a predicted model, not a curated record.
GGGCAUAGCUCCGCCUCGUCUCGCUGGAACGCCAGCCCCUGCAAACUACCGCUGCUUGCGCUCGUCGGCACACACACCUAAUACACACACAUACACAUCCAUCGACACACACUUAAAGACACACACACACACACACACACACACACACACACACACACACACACACACACACACACACACACACACACACACACACACACACACACACACACACAUACACACACAUAAACACACGCACACACACACACACACACACACAAGGAACACUGGCAAACCGGACUUCUUGAAAACGCCUCGUCGGCGGGUGUUUGCCUCGGUUCGAUCCGGGGAUCCGUUCACCGCCGCCCGGCUGGGAGACAUACCGGGAUCGCGACAUGAGGGAGCAGCUUCGGAACCACCAGACCCAGACAACAUGCUGGGACCAUCCCAAGAUGGCCGAGCUGUACCAGUCCCUGGCCGACCUGAACAACGUGCGUUUCUCAGCCUACCGUACGGCCAUGAAACUCCGCCGCCUGCAGAAGGCUUUGUGCUUGGACCUGCUGGGGAUGCCGGCGGCGUGUGAGGUGAUUGAGCAGCACGGCCUGAAGCAGAACGAGCAGCUGCUGGACACGCCCACGCUGGUGGCCUGCCUGACCAGCCUGUACCAACAGCUGGAGGCCACGCACGCCCACCUGGUCAGCGUGCCGCUCUGCGUCGACAUGUGCCUCAACUGGCUGCUCAACGUUUACGACACGGGCCGCACAGGGAAGAUCAGGACGCUGUCGUUCAAGACGGGGAUCAUCUCUCUCUGCAAGGCCCACCUCGAGGACAAGUACAGAUUCCUGUUCCGGCAGGUGGCCAGCGCCACGGGUUUCUGUGACCAGCGGCGCCUGGGCUUGCUGCUCCACGACUCCAUCCAGAUCCCCCGCCAGCUGGGGGAGGUGGCGUCCUUCGGAGGCUCCAACAUCGAGCCCUCCGUCCGCAGCUGCUUCCAGUUUGCCAACAACAAGCCGGAGCUGGAGGCGGCCAUGUUCCUGGACUGGAUGCGUCUGGAGCCCCAGUCCAUGGUGUGGCUGCCCGUCCUGCACCGCGUGGCCGCCGCCGAGACGGCCAAGCACCAGGCCAAGUGCAACAUCUGCAAGGAGUGCCCCAUCAUCGGCUUCAGGUACCGCAGUCUGAAACAUUUCAACUAUGACAUCUGCCAGAGCUGCUUCUUCUCGGGCCGAGUUGCCAAGGGCCACAAGAUGCAGUACCCCAUGGUGGAAUACUGCACUCCGACGACGUCCGGGGAGGACGUGAGGGACUUUGCGAAGGUCCUGAAGAACAAGUUCAGGACCAAGCGAUACUUCGCCAAGCACCCGCGCAUGGGCUACCUGCCCGUCCAGACCAUCCUGGAGGGAGACAACAUGGAGACUCCUGUCACUCUGAUCAACUUCUGGCCCGUAGAACAUCUGCCUGGCUCCUCCCCCCAGCUCUCCCAUGAUGACACGCACACUCGCAUUGAGCACUACGCCAGCCGGUUAGCCGAGAUGGAGAACCGUAACGGCACGUAUCUCAACGACAGCAUCUCUCCCAAUGAGAGCAUAGACGACGAGCACAUGCUGAUCCAGCACUACUGCCAGUCUCUGAGCCAGGGCUCCCCGCUGAGCCAGCCGCGCAGCCCCGCCCAGAUCCUCAUCUCCAUGGAGACGGAGGAGAAGGGGGAGCUGGAGAGGGUCCUCGGCGACCUGGAGCAGGAGAACAGGAAGCUGCAGGGGGAGUACGACCGGCUGAAGCGGGCGCACGACCGCAAGGGCCUGUCCCCGCUGCCCUCGCCCCCCCACAUGCUGCCGGCGUCGCCCCCCAGCCCGCGGGACGCCGAGCUGCUGGCCGAGGCCAAGCUGCUGCGGCAGCACAAGGGCCGCCUGGAGGCCCGCAUGCAGAUCCUGGAGGACCACAACAAACAGCUGGAGUCACAGCUGCACCGCCUCCGCCAGCUGUUGGAGCAGACGGACUCCAAGGUGAACGGCACAGCCCUGUCCUCCCCCUCCACCUCCUCCCAGCGCUCAGACUCUUCCCUCCCCCUGCUCCGCAUGGCCGCCAGCCAGACCACCGACACAAUGGGAGAUGAUGAGCUGUCCAGCCCCUCCCAAGAUGCAUCUGGGCUGGAAGAGGUGAUGGAGCAGCUCAACAACUCCUUCCCCCACAGCCAGGGUCCCAGUGUGGGCAGUUUGUUCCACAUGGCCGAUGACUUAGGUCGAGCCAUGGAGUCAUUGGUUACCGUGAUGACAGACGAGCAGAACGGGGAUUAGCACUAGGCUCAACCAACCCAAGCCCCUCCCCCUC